UCCAUCCAUCCUUCCCUCCCUCCACUUUUGCUUUCCGCGGGCUCUGUUUUGGCACGGCCUCUGCUUCAACCGGCGGGCUCGCCGUACGUUGUUUGCGACUUUUUGCGUGAAUCGGUGCAGCGUAGCGUAGCAUACAGCAGCGGCGAGCCGAGCCAGAGCGGGGUCAUGGGGUUCCCUCUCGUGUGCUACUGCAUGGCGAUCCCCAAGCCGCUCGUCGCGUUCGUCGGGCUUCUGUUUGCUGUCAAGGAGGCCCUCCAGUUGAUGCUCUUCGUCGUCGGGAUCUGCCACCACCCGGAGCGGUCGGGCCGCCCGGCCGUGGACGGCCCGCUGCCGGACGAGGUCAAGGACCGCCUCCCGCCCCUCGAGUUCGCCCAGCUCGCGGCGGAGCGGCGCUGCAGCGGCGACGCGGCGGCGGCGGGGUGCAUCGUGUGCCUGGAGACGCUGGAGGCGACGGACGUGGUGCGGCGGCUGGGCAACUGCGCGCACGCCUUCCACCGCGGCUGCAUCGACAAGUGGAUCGACCUCGGCCGGCUGACGUGCCCGCUGUGCCGCGCCAGCCUGCUGCCGCGCGCGCGCGCCGUCGGCCCGCGAGGAGGAGGAGGAGGAGGCCGACGGGGCCGCCUCACCGGCAUCGUCUGGUGAACCAGUGGCCCGCGACCGCGACGCGACACCGCCAUUUUCACAGCCUUUUCACUACUGCUGCCACAGGAGGCAAACCCUCCUUAAUUAAAUUCCCCUUCUUUCUUCUGCCAAGGCCGGAUUACCAAGCUGGAGGACUACACGCGAGCAGAUCGAAUGCCGUGGACGGAUCGAUGAUUAGACAGUAGCGAAGAAUUAAUUAGAAGCAGUCAAGCAGCUGGUUUGCUGGCCCCGGCCUGCCACCUCUCACCUGGCAUAAUCAUUGGGAGGAACAUGUAAUUACCAAGAUGAUUAGAUGUACUGCUUGUAAGAUAAAAGUAGAUCAUGCCAUAGAGAUAAAAACAUGUAUGUACAGUGGCAUAUAUAUAAUGAGUUAAUGACAAAUGAUUUGUUUGGUUUGUACUAUCUGUUUUUUCUGGUCAGCUAUCAGCUAAUUCUUUUUGGGUAUGUUUAAUUGCAAAUUGAAUCCUAAUGGUU
This is a messenger RNA of Oryza brachyantha (malo sina), 1116 nucleotides long. RefSeq names its product putative RING-H2 finger protein ATL50. The coding region runs from base 166 to 642 and encodes 158 amino acids. Gene Ontology annotation, molecular function: ubiquitin protein ligase activity. Gene Ontology annotation, biological process: protein ubiquitination. Lineage: Eukaryota; Viridiplantae; Streptophyta; Magnoliopsida; Poales; Poaceae. The transcript has a single exon. The record is from RefSeq and is a predicted model, not a curated record.